AUGUUUUCAAGCGUUUACUUCAUGAUGUCCAGCAAGUCAACCUAUACAUUCGACAGAAGCAGGGACAGAGUAGGCCGCCCUGGUUUCUCACCUCAUCAGAAGGUUACUCUUGCACUUCGAAUGAUGGCCUAUGGCUCCCCAACUAAUUCAAUGGAUGAAACCCAUGGUAUGUCUGAGUCUACAUGCUUUGAUACUCUUGAACAAUUCUGUGACACAAUUGUUCAGGUUUACAAAGACGAAUACCUCCGCGAGCCAAAUCAAGAAGAUCUGAAUCGGCUUCUUCGCAAAGCUGAAAAUCGUGGGUUUCCGGGCAUAAUAGGGUCAUUAGACUGCAUACUUUGGGAUUGGAAGAACUGUCCCACCAGAUAG
Molecule: messenger RNA, 369 nt
Organism: Pyrus x bretschneideri (Chinese white pear)
Lineage: Eukaryota; Viridiplantae; Streptophyta; Magnoliopsida; Rosales; Rosaceae
Exons: 1
Coding region: 1-369 (122 amino acids)
Source: RefSeq, a predicted model, not a curated record